This is a messenger RNA of Moesziomyces aphidis, 1095 nucleotides long. NCBI's taxonomy places the organism in Eukaryota, Fungi, Basidiomycota, Ustilaginomycetes, Ustilaginales, Ustilaginaceae. The record is from the annotation of a GenBank genome assembly.
AUGUUGGAGGAAGAAGAAGCCGUCGACUACGGCGAGGACGAGCUUUUGGCGCCGACGCACGCCCAGAACGAGGUGCAACUCACGCUCGAUGGCGACGAUACGCCCGCGGAUACGGAUGCUGACGCAACGCCUGACGACGUAAAGUCAGCACCCACACCAGCCGCUGUGGAGGUAGCUGCCGAGGCGAGCAAAGACGAGCGGCAAGCAGACGCGAAAGAGCCCUCCUCAGCGCCCGAGCGGCCGGCUGCGUCGAGUGGCAAGAGCGAGAGCCGUUCGAACGGCGCGGGCAACAAGACGGAUGGAUCGCGACGUGAAUCGCACAAGGAGGGGCUGCCGGCUGGAUGGCGCGAGAUUGCGUCGCGCUCGGGUGAUGGCGAGGUGUACUACUACAACGAACGCACGGGCGAGAGCAGCUGGCAAAGACCGGGCGCGGCUCGCACUCAGCCUUCUGCAUCAACGCCAAAGCCAAAGAAGAAGAACAAGAAGAAGAACAAGCGUGCACGUGAAGCCGCACAGGCCGCGCAAGCACCGAACGGCAAACCAGACGCAAAGGUUGCGGCGGGUGAUGCCAAGGACGCGGCGGCACAGGGGUUGAGCAUCAAAGGUGCGGCGCAGCGCAAAGCCGAACCAUCCCAACCCAAGCCGGACACGAGCAAGAAUGGCAAACGCAAGCGUGAAGAACGAAGCGAUGUCGGAUCCAAGCCCAAAGCCAACGAGUCCAAGGCCAACGGCGUCGGCAGUGGAACGAAAGCGUCGGUGGAGAAGCGGCCUCGUGCAGAUGAACGCCGGGACGUGCGUGCGGAGGAGCGUCGAGAAGCGCGUUCGAAUGAUGUCCGACGCACCGGCGAUUCUUGGCGACCCAGCACCGACAGCUCUGCACGCUCUCGACCCGACCAACGCGCGCGCGACGAAUCCAGACGACCGGAUGCGCGCGACCACCGUCGAGACAGUCGAGACACUCGAGACACGCGCGAGCGAGACUACGCCCGCCACGACCGAGAGCGAGACCAGGCAUCUUCGCAUCGCAACGCUAGCUCCAUCAACUCGACACACGCACAGCACAAACGUCAGUGGGGAACGGUUUCGUCGAAAUAA